Molecule: messenger RNA, 314 nt
Organism: Pyrgilauda ruficollis (rufous-necked snowfinch)
Lineage: Eukaryota; Metazoa; Chordata; Aves; Passeriformes; Passeridae
Product: uracil phosphoribosyltransferase homolog
Exons: 1
Coding region: 24-314 (96 amino acids)
Source: RefSeq, a predicted model, not a curated record
GCACGGGGGCGCGGCCCCGGCGCAUGGAGGCGAUGCCCUGCCAGAACCAGCGCCUCGGCCCGCGGCCGCAGGAUGAGCCACCGGCGGCCGCCACGGCCACGGCGAGCGGAGGAUCCCGGUUGAUCCGCUUCGCUGAGCCCAGCGAGGACAGCGGCUGCCCCAGCCCGGACAGCAGCAGCAGCAGCAGCAACGGGGUGGUGGCGGCGCCGGUCCCCGCGGGGGAGGGCGGCGCGCCGGCCAUCGGGCCGCAGCUGAAGCUGCUGCCCAUGAACGACCAGCUGCGGGAGCUGCAGACUAUCAUCAGGGACAAGUGA